CCGUGCACCUGAACGUCGAUUUCACGAAAGAAGAUUUUACUUUUUUACAUUAAGAUGGAUUUUAGUGUUUUUGAAGAUACUUUGCUGUAUAUAAAAUCGCUAAGGAAGAACCCAUGAACAUAAAUCAAGGAAGCAUCAGAUGAGCGAGUCAUGCACCAGUCAAUGGCCAACCAGUCUGAUAUCUCUGGAUUUAUUCUACUUGGCUUUCCUGGCCUACCAGCAAAGUUUAAUACCCCGGUUUCCAUAGCACUGUUCCUCGUCUACCUCGUAGCGCUCUUUGCCAACGGCACAGUGAUAAUCUUAAUUAUCUUCUCCCGCCGCUUGCACCAGCCGAUGUAUGUGAUCAUUGCAAGCCUCGCCGUCUCCGAUCUACUGUUUGACACAAUAACGCUACCCAAAAUCAUCGCCAAGUAUUGGUUUGGAGACGCGACAAUCUCCUUUUCUGGAUGCAUCUUCCAAGUGUUUUGCGUUCAUUGCAUGGGCAGCUUUGAUUCCUACAUCAUCAUGCUCAUGGCUAUAGAUCGAUACGUCGCCAUAAGCAAACCCCUAAGAUAUAACUCAAUAAUAACGAACAGACGUAUAGUUAUUGUCUGUGCUUUCUUCUGGUUCCUUACAGGAAUAAUCUCAUUGUCGAUCGCCUUGUUGGAUGCCGGUAUCCCUUUUUGUGGACGGAACCAAAUCAGGAAUUGUUUUUGUACCAACAUGGCGGUCACCUCCUUGGCUUGUAUCAAUGUCACUUUUGUCAAGCGGUUGGCUUUUGGUCUGGCUAUGUUUGUUCUCCUUAUACCCUUGGGCUUCAUCAUAUUCUCUUACGGAGUUAUCAUCAAGGUCAUCCGGUCAACAAGCCGUUCCGAUAGUUGGCGGAAACCCUUCUAUACCUGUAUUACCCACCUCGUUGUCAUCGGAUUGUAUUUUAUUCCCAGGAUAUUUAUAUACGUGGCAAAUCAGGUGAAAUUAAUUCUUAACGAAGACUUGAAUGUUUUGAUUUUGUGUCUCUACACGUUUGUUCCGCACAUGGCCAACCCAAUAAUAUACUGUCUCAGGACCAAGGAAAUCAAAAAAACUCUGUUAAAUUUCUUCCAAAAGAAGCUGGCACUCAGGAUGGAGCAACAUCCAGCUGUUUAUCUGAUUAUGAACAAAUAUCGUUGCACCUAA
This is a messenger RNA of Spea bombifrons (plains spadefoot toad), 1155 nucleotides long. RefSeq names its product olfactory receptor 688-like. Gene Ontology annotation, molecular function: G protein-coupled receptor activity; olfactory receptor activity. The transcript has 3 exons. NCBI's taxonomy places the organism in Eukaryota, Metazoa, Chordata, Amphibia, Anura, Pelobatidae. Gene Ontology annotation, cellular component: membrane. Gene Ontology annotation, biological process: G protein-coupled receptor signaling pathway. The record is from RefSeq and is a predicted model, not a curated record. The coding region runs from base 151 to 1155 and encodes 334 amino acids.